UGCGUAAGUGUGAAAAAGAUAGCAUGAUGUCUUCAAAUUGUCGAUGUUGCAUUUUCAUUAUGUUUCACAACACGUGGCUACUGCGUAAAGUGCAGCGCAACCUUUUGGGUAAGUGUGAAAAAGAUAGCAUGAUGUUUUUAAAUUUUCGAUGUUGCAUUUUCAUUAUGUUUCUUUCACUCUACUACCAGCGCUGCGCACGAGCACCUCACUGUUAAGACUCGGACCAUUCUCAAACAAAACUCUGCAAAAUGUCACAAUCGAUCCUGAAUGAAUCUAGCCCAUACGGGUUAGGUACGCCGCAUUCGUUCGACCACCUGCAGUGCGGACAAGUAUGGUUCGACAGCGAUGUUGAAGAGGUGCGGCCGUCAAGCCCAGAGAGAACCAUCGCUAAAAAGAAAAGUGUUGCGGCCAGACAGUCCAGAAAACGGCGGGCGGAGGAUGACACCACAACUUCUUACGUGAUGAGCAAAUCACCGCGACCAGGACAUCGGCUCGUGAGAAUUGAGGUUGUGGAUCUGAACAGCAGUACUAGUGACAGUGAGUGUGUAGUGCUAAAAGCACAGUACGUUGUGACGCAUCCGGUAGAUGAGAUAAUAGACAUGACGGAAAACCUAGUGAAAAAAAUUACAAAGACUAUGUGUAGCUCUUAAGUUAGUUUAGGUUUAGUAUAUAAACUGUAUUUUUGUUUAGAUGUAGGUAGAUUAAAAUAAAUAAAAGACUUUAAUAA
This is a messenger RNA of Plutella xylostella (diamondback moth), 727 nucleotides long. The record is from RefSeq and is a predicted model, not a curated record. NCBI's taxonomy places the organism in Eukaryota, Metazoa, Arthropoda, Insecta, Lepidoptera, Plutellidae.